AUAUGCACAAAAUACCUCAAAUAUUAAAGUGUGCUUGCAAAGCUGUAAUAGAUAAUUCCCCACUGUACCAAUAUCUGCAGGAUUUGGGACACACAGACUUUGAAGUAUGUUCCUCAGUGUCACAGAAGGCAGAGCAAUGUGCAGCAGCAGAAAGCCAAAGGGAGCAGACUGUGCAAGCUGCCCAGAAGCAAGGCAUCCUGUCAAAACUAGUUGAGUUUUUUAGAAGCUGGUUUCCUUUUCCACAUUACAAGAAAAAUGAUGACAUACUUCACCGACUGGAUGUUGGAUUUCGAUUUGACACGCUCCGUACCAUCCUGCAACAGGAAGUUCUGCUGCAGGAGGAUGUGGAACUGAUUGAAUUCCUUGACCCCAGUAUCCUGUCUGCAGGGCAGUGUAAGCAACAGGAAAACAGACAGCUUCCAACGCUACGCUCCCUAGCAACUCCUAAUAUUUGGGAUGUCUCCUUGUUCCUUGCCUUUGUAAGUGCACUGCUUAUGUUUCCUUCGUGGUGGAAGGAAUCAUCAUGGCUGCUGUGCGGACCCGUGCUGCUCCUCUACGCAGUCUUUAGAGCGUGGGGCACCUGGAGGACGGCCAAGCUGCAAAUGUCCCUGCGAAAAUACUGUAUCCAGCUGGAAGAAACAGUGGCGAAUAGCCGAGCCUUUACUAAUCUCGUGAGGAAAGCUCUACGGCUCAUUCAAGAGACUGAAGUGAUUUCCAGAGGAUUUACCCUUUUGCUUGACAGGGUCAGUGCCGCUUGCCCAUUUAAUAAAGCUGGACAGCAUCCUAGUCAGCACCUGAUUGGCCUCCGGAAAGCGGUGUAUCGAUCGGUCAGAGCCAACUUCCGAGCUGCGAGACUGGCUACUCUGUACAUGCUGAAAAAUUACCCUCUGAACUCGGAGAGUGACAACGUGACCAGCUACAUCUGUGUGGUCCCCUUUAAGGAGCUGGGUCUGGGACUGAGUGAAGAGCAGGUCUCUGAAGAGGAAGCACACAAUCUGACUGAUGGCUUCAGCUUGCCUGCACUCAAGGUCCUCUUUCAGCUGUGGGUAGGGCAGAGUUCAGAAUUUUUCAGGAGGCUGGCGCUGCUGCUCUCCCCAGCAAACGCGUCCCCCAAGCCCUUGGUGUCCCCGGAGCGGCUGCCUCACCACAUCCUGUGUGAUGUGACCCAGGGCCUACCUCACACCCACGUGGCCUGCCUGGAGGAGCUCAAGAGGAGCUACGAGUUCUAUCGCUACUUUGAAACUCAGCAUCAGUCGGGCUUGCAAUGGCCAGCCAGGACCAAGCAGGAGAGCAGAGAGCUGAACAGUCUCCAGACAGCGGUACGCAGCUUGCAGCUUCAUCUCAAGGCACUGCUCAAUGAGGUAAUAAUUCUUGAGGAUGAACUUGAAAAGCUUGUUAGCACUAAGGAGACACCUGAGUUGACAACAGAAGCCCAUCAGGUUCUGGAACAAAAACUGAAGUUUAUUCAGCCUCAUAUCCAAGCAAGCAACAGCUGCUGGGAAGAAGCCAUUUCUCAGGUGGAAAAAAUGAGUGGAAGAAACCCAAAUAAAAAAGGCAAAAUUGAAGUUUCCUGUGACAACCUACAGCAUACUACAGUACCUUUAACACAGCCUGCCAUAUACAUAGAAAACAAAGAUCCAAUCCCUGAAGAGCAGGAACUGGAAGCAUAUGUUGAUUAUUCAGAUACAGAUAAUGAAUACAAAAGGGAAGAUUUUUACUGCUUCUCCCAAGAAGAAAGAGAGAGGCAAGAGCGAGAGAGACAGGAAUCUAAGAGGGUGUUACAAGAAUUAAAAUCUGUACUGGGAUUCAAAGCUUCAGAAAUUGAAAGACAGAAGUGGAAACAGCUACUAUUCAGUGAACAUGCUGCAGUGAAACCCUUGUCUCCUGUAGAACCAUUGAAGCUACUAAAUAAUGUGGAAUCACAUAUGAAUUCAGAUACAGAAAAGCAGGACUGCAGCCAAAGUUGUGAUAAAUUUGAAGAAAAAGACUGUAAUCCAGAAGUGAAUAUUGCUGAUAAAAGCAGGACAGAAUAUUUGUAUGAAGAUCCUGAGAAGGAAAAAAACAAAGACAGUACUGCAGAUAAAGAUGUUUCUACAGGGGCUGAAGAAAGAAUGUAUUAUCAGUGUGAAGGGGAUGCUGAAGAACUCAAGCCGAGCAGUGUGGAUGGAGUACAGGCUUCACAGCCUCCCUCUAAGGAUGCAUUACAUUCAAAAAUCAAGGAUAGGCUGGCCCAGCUCCACAUAUCAACAGAUUUUAACUUCACAUCUGGUCUGGCUGCACAAGUUGCUGCCAGGUCUUUCACUUUUACUACAAUGCAGGAAGAGACUUUUGGAGAUGAUGGGGAGGAAGAGGAGGAGGAGGAAGAAACAACACAGGAGAAUGAAGACCUUGUGGAGAACUGUGAAAAUGAAGAUAAAGUCUCUGAAAGUGAAGUAAAAGUGUAA
Cinclus cinclus is the source of this 2444-nucleotide messenger RNA. It is a transcript of the gene VEZT, whose product is annotated as vezatin, adherens junctions transmembrane protein. Gene Ontology annotation, molecular function: myosin binding. The transcript has 12 exons. Gene Ontology annotation, biological process: cell-cell adhesion. The record is from RefSeq and is a predicted model, not a curated record. NCBI's taxonomy places the organism in Eukaryota, Metazoa, Chordata, Aves, Passeriformes, Cinclidae. Gene Ontology annotation, cellular component: plasma membrane. The coding region runs from base 3 to 2444 and encodes 813 amino acids.